Molecule: messenger RNA, 1154 nt
Organism: Ruditapes philippinarum (Manila clam)
Lineage: Eukaryota; Metazoa; Mollusca; Bivalvia; Venerida; Veneridae
Product: chromodomain Y-like protein 2
Exons: 5
Cellular component (GO): nucleus
Molecular function (GO): transcription corepressor activity
Source: RefSeq, a predicted model, not a curated record
ACUACAGAAACUGUAGCCUCGGAUAUUGAACGUCGAGUUAGUGUACGGGCUAGUGAAUGUGCCUUCAAGUACAAGGAAAUAGUGAUCAAGAAAUGUCAAAAAUACACGCAGAUCUGGCUAAAUACACAUACCAAGAUGAAAAAUGCUCUCAAUCCAUUGGUAAUGCAGGAGAUCUCAAUGGCACUGAAUGCAGCCAAGUAUGAUGACAGUAACCUGGUGAUGUUCAGUGGUUUAUGUAAUGUAUUUUGUUCUGGUAUAGAUCUACAUUAUCUGACUGUAGGAGACAAGAAAAUUGCUGCCAGACAAAUGGCAGAUUCUCUCAGGGAUCUUGUCCGAAAGUUCAUCACAUUUCCCAAGUUGAUAGUAGCAGUAGUGACAGGACCUGCUAUCGGAUUGGGCUCGGCCUUGCUACCGUUAUGUGAUAUUGUAUAUGCCAGUGAUAAAGCAACAUUUUAUAUGCCAUAUGCUCAAUUAUCUCAAACACCAGAGGGAUGUGCAUCUUUUACUUUACCAAAUAUCGUUGGUAUUGCAAUGGCAAAUGAGAUGCUAGUAGGUGGUAGGAAGAUUACAGCCAUCGAGGCAUGUCAACUCGGUUUUGUAUCUCAGGUAUAUUGGCCCACCAGUAUGAUGCAAGAAGUCAUUCCACGGGUACAGCACAUGGCUCUUGUUUCAGGAAAGGUGCUUGAAACAACCAAGUUGUUAGUAAGAAGUCACCAAAGAACAAAACUUGAUCUCACAAAUGAAUCAGAAUGCAAUCUCCUGGUGGAAAGAUGGCCUUCACCAGAAUGCCAGAGGGCAAUAGAAGAAUUUAUCUCCAAUGACAAAAACUACAUUUUAUAGUUUAGUGUUCAAGAACAAUGUUUUUAAAAACUAUUUAUUGUAUAAAAUACUAUUUAAGUUAAAUUUUAAUGUCUCAUAGAGGCAAUGAGAAUUUAGAUACUGGUACAUGUAGGUAUUUAUUAAUUUGAAGCUGACUUAUAUAUUUUAAACUAUUUAGAUAUCAGGUCUAGAGCAUCAGCGUAAUCUUAUUUUUACUUGCCAUUUUUCAUAGAUAACAAAGUCAGUAAUUGGGUAACUCCUUAUGUGAUUUAAUAGAAGUUAACCCAUUACUGCACUGAGGUGACAAAGUACAUCAUUGUUUCUUAUAAAAAUAC